AUGGGGAGGCAAAAUCUGAAAAAGGUCGGAAAAGUCAAAGAAGAAGAAUCUAUGAAGAUGUUUCCUUGUGUCUUCGGUUUGAAUAAUUCUUCAGGCAAUAGCACAAAGAGAUCGAAGCCUAAGCUUAUCUAUCUUCUUCUCUUCUCUCUGGUCUCAAGUUGCUUAGUCUUUGCUCCUCAUCUCUUCUAUUUCCCUUACCCCUCUGCUCUGUUUCUCAUCGAUACUUCAAUCAAAGAGAUUGAAGACCGCGUUUCCCAGAACAUUACAGAACCUCCCAAACCAUCGAAUAAUGAAGAUAGCUUUUUGUGUGACAGAACCGGUUAUCGUUCAGACAUCUGUUUCAUGAAAGGCGAUAUCAGAACACACUCUUCUUCUUCCUCCAUCUUCCUCUACACCUCCAAUGAUCUCACCGAUCAUGUCUUGCAAGAAAAAAUCAAACCAUACACCAGAAAAUGGGAAACCAGUAUUAUGGAAACCAUCAACGAGCUGAAACUUGUGAAGCUUUUUGGAGAUAAGCAGCGUAGCUGCCAAGUAACACAUGAAGUCCCCGCCGUAUUAUUCUCUACCGGAGGAUACACCGGAAACCUCUACCAUGAGUUCAACGACGGUCUCAUUCCUCUGUAUAUAACAUCCAAACGUUUCAACAAAAAGGUGGUUUUUGUGAUUUCUGAGUACCACAAGUGGUGGGAGAUGAAGUACGGAGAUGUUCUCUCUCAGCUCUCUGAUUAUCCUCUCAUUGAUUUCUCCAAAGACAAGAGAACUCACUGCUUCAAGGAAGCCAUUGUUGGUCUUAGAAUCCAUGGUGAGCUAACAGUUGAUCCUUCUCUGAUGCAAGAUGGUAAAACAUCCAUCAAUGACUUCAGAAAUCUACUUGAACGAACCUAUAAACCCCGAAUCAACAGACUGGAGAUUGAAGAGGAGCAUCGGCUCCAAGCAAAAGCAGCAAAGAGAAGAAAGACUCAGAGACCAAAGCUAGCAUUGUUUUCAAGAACCGGGUCUCGAGCGAUAACAAACGAAGAUCUGAUGGUGAAGUUGGCUCAGAGGAUUGGGUUUCAAGUCGAGGUUUUGAGACCUGACAGAACAACGGAGCUGGCAAGGAUUUACAAAGUGCUCAACUCAAGCAGUGUCAUGGUUGGUGUACAUGGAGCAGCCAUGACCCAUUUUCUAUUCAUGAAGCCUAGAAGUGUCUUUAUUCAGAUCAUUCCACUGGGGACAGACUGGGCAGCAGAGACAUAUUACGGAGAACCGGCAAAGAAGCUUGGUCUAGACUACGUUGGUUACAAGAUUCUUCCAAGAGAGAGCUCAUUGUCUGACAAAUAUGAUAAGAAUGAUCCAGUUCUAAGAGACCCAAACAGCAUCACUAGGAAAGGAUGGCAAUUCACAAAGGGGAUAUACUUGAACAACCAGCAAGUGAGGUUAGAUCUCCGGAGAUUCAAGAAGAUUUUGGUUGAUGCCUAUGCAAAAUCCAUUAGCUGUUGUUGA
This is a messenger RNA of Microthlaspi erraticum, 1482 nucleotides long. The record is from the annotation of a GenBank genome assembly. Lineage: Eukaryota; Viridiplantae; Streptophyta; Magnoliopsida; Brassicales; Brassicaceae.